Racocetra fulgida is the source of this 127-nucleotide messenger RNA. The record is from the annotation of a GenBank genome assembly. NCBI's taxonomy places the organism in Eukaryota, Fungi, Glomeromycota, Glomeromycetes, Diversisporales, Gigasporaceae.
AUGGCAUCUUUAUCUGUUUCUUCUUCUAACCUUAAUAUUAAUGAACUAACUUCUUUCUCGGAAGCUGAAACAUCUGAUCCUACAAAUUCAAUUGGUCACAAAAAACAUAAAAAUAAUUUGAGUAAAA